Messenger RNA from Acromyrmex echinatior (Panamanian leafcutter ant), 384 nucleotides. RefSeq lists its product as uncharacterized. Lineage: Eukaryota; Metazoa; Arthropoda; Insecta; Hymenoptera; Formicidae. The record is from RefSeq and is a predicted model, not a curated record.
AUGUUGACUGUGGCAUAUGGUGAAGCUACCUUGGACCGAAGCAACGUUUAUCGGUGGUACAAAAUGUUCUCAGAGGGCCGAGAAGAUGUGAACGACGAAGAGCGUGCCGGACGCCCGAGCACGUCAACAACAGACGAAAACAUUGAUGAAGUGAAGAAAAUAGUAUUGGCCAAUCAUCGAAUCACCCUUAGAGAAGUUGUUGAGGACCUAAACAUAUCGAUUGGCUCAUGCCAUUCGAUUUUUACCAAUGAUUUGGGCAUGAGAUGGGUCGCCGCGAAAUUCGUAUCAAAAUUGCUCAAUUUCGAUCAAAAACAGCAUCGCAUUAACAUUGCUAACGAGCUGUUGGACUCCGCGACGACCCAAAUGUGCUCCAGAGGGUCAUAA